This is a messenger RNA of Silurus meridionalis, 1983 nucleotides long. RefSeq names its product methyltransferase like 24 (gene mettl24). Lineage: Eukaryota; Metazoa; Chordata; Actinopteri; Siluriformes; Siluridae. The coding region runs from base 250 to 1242 and encodes 330 amino acids. The transcript is spliced from 5 exons. The record is from RefSeq and is a predicted model, not a curated record.
CACAAGCUCACAAGCUCAUUCCCACCCACCAGCAUGGACUUAGAUGUUUACAUUGUGUAACCAGAGAGCUUUGGGGCUGUGAAGAAAGAAAAUGGGUUGAAGAACGAUUACCCAGACCAAAAACCAAAAAAAAUUUAGCAUCCCACUGCAUCUAAAAGUCUGAGGUGGAAAAGGAGAAGCAUGGAGAAACCAUCUAACUAACGAGUGCCUGAGUGGCAUGAAAGACCAAACUACAUAGAAGCAUAGAAGAUGAACAGGUGUGUGUUGGCACGUGUGUGUGUCCUCCUAACUGUUCUGUGUCUUGCUGUUCAUGUCUAUGUGGAGUUCAAGGGGUAUUAUGUGAAGAGCUGGAGGACACUUAGUCCCACAAAGGAACCUCAAAAGCACAUCAAGACUCAGACAGUUUCAGAGGAAAGCAGAGGAUUGAGCAGUUCGGUGAACACGUGCUACCCGACAGGAAGGAGAUACAGAAAGUCUCUCAGGUGGAAGAUAGUGCUGGAGCCAUGGGCCAGUGAGAGUCACAGCCUGGAGGAUGAGGCAUUCAGAUUUAUCAAGUAUAUCACUACACCACAGGUGUCCUGUAAAAAUCCUGCCAACAGUUUGCCAGCUCACGGAUCAUGGGCGCUAUGUUUGGAUAACAGAUUCAACUUGGCCCAGAGCAUCAACACUAAACACUGUCGAGUCUACUCACUUGGGUUGGGAGGAGAAGACAAGCAGUUGGAGAGAGUGUUAGCCAAGGCAGGGUGUGAGGUUCACUGUUUUGACCCCAGUAUCAAAGAGGCUCAUCUGCAAGACUCACACAUGUGGCUUCACCGGCUCUCCAUCGACUGGAGGGAUCCGAACCCUGCUAUCACUUCACUGAGGCAGCACAGCAGCACCAUGAAGCUUUCUGCUGUCCUCAACCAUUACGGCCAUAGACAGCUAGAAGUGCUGAAAGUGGACAUGGAGAGUGCUGAAUGGAAAAUCUUAGAGAACCUGAUACUGGAAAAUGUGUUACACUCUGUGGGUCUCUUGCUCCUCGAGGUUCACCUGCACUGGGCCGGGUUCGAAGUGAGCGGUGACGAGCCCUCUGUAGUGCGCUACUGGUUCAGUCUGCUAAAGGAGCUGGAGAAUACACACUUCCGCCUGUACCACAGUUACAGGGACCCAAUGAAGCCACAGCUCUUCCUUCAGAAGAACCUACACAACGCAAGCAGCACUUACAUACUGGGCUGGGUCAACAGGUGCUACUCAGCACUGUGAGACUUGUCCUGAUUUGGAGAUUGACUAUUAAGAUGAGAUCUGCAGGGGAAAAUAUUUCCCUUAUUGCAAGACCAAUACAAAUUCAAGUAAUGAAGUAAAGUAAAAGAAAGUAUGAAUGAAUGAUAAAUUCAAGAGGCAGGCAACAACAACAUGGAAUUCAUUUGAUAUGAUUUUGAUAGGAAUUCCUGCAAUGUUCAGGAUGAGUCUCUGUAAUUUAUCAGCACAACUGAGGGAAUUUGAUGCUUCAGUUAUGUUUGUAAACUAGUUUAGCCAAAACCUUUAAAAUCUUUUUAAAAAUCUUUUUAAGACGCUGCUCAAAAUGCUCAAUUCAGACAUGCUAUACUUUUCCACAGUAUGUUGAAAUAUUCUACAUUUUGUGUCUUGUAAUCUAAAACUGAAAUGGACUUUAAUAUGAUUAUUUUAUCACAUAUACCUGUUAAAAGUUUGGAAACACCUGGUCUUCUAGGGUUUUUGAAUCAUCAAUGUUCCUGCAAAAAAACAAUGUAAAAAGCGCACAAGAAUUGGACAGUAAAUGAUUGGAAGAAAGUUUGGUGAGUCCAAAUUCAUCAUUUUGAUAAAAGAACUUAUGUAGGAUGGAGACCCGGAGGGAAGAUGUUAGCAAACUAGCAAAUUUGUGUGUACAUAUAUAAAAAAGCGUGUGCAUUGGUAAAAAAAAAAAGAUUUAUUUAAAUAUAAUUAUUAGUAGAUGCGCUAUACUUUUAUUAUUUUAAAUAAAAUAAU